AUGUCGUCUGUCAUCGAAGACGCCGUGAAUGCUGCUGAAGCCCUCAAAGGGGAAGCGACGCCAAGGAAGCUGGCGGAUGCAGACUACCGCACGGAGAUUUUCCCGCGCAUCCGUGCGUUCCGCUUCCAAUGUCAGCAGGCGAUCCUCUCUGCCCCGCAGCUCGCCGUCGAGAAGGCCUUGCCUGAGCUGUUGUGGCGCGUUGGGUUCUACAAGUUGGUGGAGUUUUACCGACAGCGCCGCAGCCGCAACCCAAAGGAGACUGACGACCUGACGCCGGACUUCCAGCUGAUCUUGGCUGAGGGCGCGGGAUUCUACAUCAAUUUCGUGCAUCAGCUACAGCAGUGCUUUCACCUCGUACCCACGACGCCGCCGGCGCUUCCGUUCGGAUUUACGCAGCAGAACAUGCCCCACUUCCCACGCCCUGUGAAUGCAUCCUCGCACGCUGCGCUGCUGAUAGUGCACUCGUCGCUCAUCCACGCGGGCGAUCUCGCUCGAUACGCGGGCCAGGCCGCCGCCAGGGCGCGGAAGAAGCAGAGCACGGGCGGUGCGGGCGUGGACGAGAAAGCGGUGCAGUUUGGUGUUGCGCGUCGUCAUUACACGUCAGCCCUGCACAUGCUUCCAGGCAACGGGUCCGCAUACAACCAGCUCGCUGUCCUCGUUACGUACGAUCGCGACUUCUUCACAGCAGGGUACUAUUACAUCCGCAACCUGUGUGCGCGUGAGUCGUUCUCCAGCCCCGUUGAAAACCUCACCAAGCUCUUCCGCAUCAUCGCAGACACGGCCCAGGACAUUGUGGAUGACGAGGACGAUGACAAUGACGAUGACGAUGAUGUGAACAUGAGCGAAUCAGAUGAUGAUGAUGAAGAUGAGGAUGAUGAUGAUGAUGAUGGCGAUGAUGAUGGCGGUGGCAAUGGCGGUGGCAAUGGUGAUUUGCCUGGUCGCCCCCGCCGCCUUCUCCCCGGCCAGCGCGGCGACACACGUGCAGCGAAGCAAAACACGCACUCGCGCACAAAAGACUUGACGGCUGCGCACAUGCACACUGUUCUUCACCAGUUUGCCUAUCUCCACACCUGCCUCUUCUUCAACAAAGGAUUCGAUGGCCUUUUAUGGCGGGCGUGGCGGCCGGCAAACGCGCGUGUGUUCACGCGUCUCGCCCGCAUUAUCAAGCAGUGCGCACUGCGCAACCACCCCCACACUGCACAGCAGCAGCCACCUGUUGCAUGUGCCACCGCCGACAACGAUCCGAGCACCAACACGAUGCUGCCACUGCAGCUGCUCUCGUACUCGCUGUUUUCUGUUGAACACACGCGCGCGAAUGCACCAGACCGAUUCUGCACCGCCCUUGAGCUCUUGUUCGACCUCGUCAACGUCUUCGUCUCGCUCGAGGCUGAGAUGUCCACCGCGUGCACCCUGGGCCCAAUCAAGAUUGCGAGCAACUGGUUGCAGGCCAACGCACGUGCUGUAGUUCCACUCCUUCGAUGCAGCAGCGAUGACCCCGCAGCGCCUCACUCUUCCCUGCACAUCACACACACGUUCUGGAAGGCGUUUGCUUCGCUGGCGACUCGCCAUGCACAGCACACACCACCGCAACCAGAGGCCCUCAUGCAGUGGCGGCAGCCAUCGGCCAACGCCCUCCCUGAAGACGUAGCCAUGCUCGGCUUCUCCCCGCUCACCACACACCCUUUCUUCGCAGACCUCGAGCUGCCGCGGGUGGAGAUGCGCACGGGACCCGAGACGGCCGCUGCUGUGCACAACAGAGCCGUCGUCGCCGCUGCUGUCGCCCUGUCCAAUAUGGCCGGGGCACCCACGCCAGAUGACACGCCAUCCCCAUCGCCGCCACCGCUGUGGUGCGAAGUGACUGGGAAUGUGCUCACGUUCCAAGCGACGGUGGACGCGAGCCAGCGCCUCCUCAGUGCACAGCCGCACGUGAGCGUUGAUACUGCUGGCCCGGCCGCUUAUCGCCACGACGACGGUGGCGACCAAUAUCAUGCGCAUCAACAGCAGUACCAUGACGCCAUGGACAACGACGAGGACGACAUUUCAAACAGCGAGCUGUAUGGAGUGAUGGAGAGCAUCAUGGCUGCUCUCGACGAUGACGACAACGACCACAUGCAAGACCAGUGA
Molecule: messenger RNA, 2124 nt
Organism: Salpingoeca rosetta
Lineage: Eukaryota; Choanoflagellata; Craspedida; Salpingoecidae
Exons: 18
Coding region: 1-2124 (707 amino acids)
Biological process (GO): nuclear-transcribed mRNA catabolic process, nonsense-mediated decay
Cellular component (GO): telomerase holoenzyme complex
Molecular function (GO): telomeric repeat DNA binding; protein binding; telomerase RNA binding
Source: RefSeq, a predicted model, not a curated record